Molecule: messenger RNA, 1487 nt
Organism: Aptenodytes forsteri (emperor penguin)
Lineage: Eukaryota; Metazoa; Chordata; Aves; Sphenisciformes; Spheniscidae
Gene: IL17REL
Product: interleukin 17 receptor E like
Exons: 17
Coding region: 1-1431 (476 amino acids)
Molecular function (GO): interleukin-17 receptor activity
Source: RefSeq, a predicted model, not a curated record
AUGAUAAGUAUUCAUGUUCAAAUUCUUCUAAUAAUUCUUUUUUGGAAUUCUGAUUGUCAGAUUAUUCCCAGGAUUGAAGAAUGUGGACUUUCAUGUUCUCAGGGGAUUCAUUGUAAAAGCAAACCUUCCAGUGGCAUUUUUAACAGCUUCUGCCAUGAUGCUCCUGCAACUCUAUCUUCUAUGGUACUGAAAAGCAUGAAGAUCUCAACAGUGAUGAAAUGUGUCCAAGGAAGUCCAUGCUCUCUUCAUUUAAACAUUAAAGGAACUCUGAGUCUGGAUGAAAAUAUCCGUGGGCUGGAAAUAUGUUCUCUUUCACUGGACACACAGCAAUCUCAGUGCACAAAUGUGAGAUUUGCUAGGAAAAAAAGCAAGAUGCUUAAUGGAAAGAAGGUACAGGUACAAUUCAAUUGCAUUGAAGUCAAUGUAGCACAACACAUCUAUGUGACCAUGAAAACAGUACCAAAUUACUGUGAAGUCAAGCUGAGUCAGGAAUACUAUGUUGAAGAUUGCAGAAACAGUGAUGUGGGAAAAUAUAUUUCAGCUUGUUCGGCUGGAAAGUUUGAUUAUAAUGUAGACAGGGCAAGGAAAAUUAUAUCAGUGAAUGUAUCCAACUUUCUUCGAGAUCAAGAUUAUUACGUUCGCCUGUGCCACAAAUGGUUUACCUGUGAAGAUGCAGGGGCAUUUGCUGUGAUAAAAGGGAAGGAACCUUUAAAAUCAGUUUCUCUGAAAUAUUCUCAGCUACUCCCUUGUCUUUGCAUUGAGGGUUGGCUGGCAAUUCCAGAUGCAAGGAGGAUACAACUUUGCCCCUUUGAAAAUGAUACGAAGGUGCUAUGGGAUAAUAUUGUUUACAACCCAGUGACACAAACCCUAGCUUGGGAACCAGCCUGUCCUGUGCUUGUCAUGGUUAACCUGUGCAGGUUAAUGAAGUCUAACGACCACUGUGAAGAUAUACAAAACUCUUCCAAAAAUUCUCCUGAGAAAGUUAAAUAUUCUCGUGUGGACACUCACCCAAGACUUUGCAUGAAGUUUACAACAAAGCAAGGCUCUUGGGUUAAAUGUCCAUUUGCUCGUGGAGACUUUCCAGCUUGGAAAAUGAGAACUGCUGCAGUUGCAGAACAAAUACAAGUUUUCUUCACAUCCCAAACCAAGGCACAGUUCUCAGUGCUUGUGUGUAACAGGACGCAGCUGGCCUCAUGUGAAUCUGUUGGGAUGCACCAUUCAGUCUCUGUGGGAGAUUCUGUAUUAAUCACUAUGUCACAGGAAAUGUGUGGGUCAACAAUUUGCAUUCAGGGCUGGAGGACAGAUGUAGAUUAUUCAGUUCCACUGCAGAUCUGUGAUAUCCACUGUGAUUUUCGUGGUCAGACAUACAGUGAUGGAAACCCAGCAAAGGCCAUGACACACAGAAUGAAGAGUGUGCAUUCCUUGCAUUGAAUUUAACAACACAUUUUCAAGGUCCUUAGUAUCUUCUCAACAUCAAGUUGUAUUUU